AUGGCCUUCUUCCAAGUACCUGCCACCAAAACCGCGCCGAAACACAAUGUUGACCCAGCACUGCAGCCUUGGGUCGAGAAGUAUCGCCCAAAAACCAUAGAUGAUAUCUCAUCGCAGGAUCAUACAGUAGCGGUCCUCAAGAAGACCCUGACUUCCACAAAUCUCCCCCACAUGUUGUUCUAUGGCCCUCCGGGGACCGGAAAGACUUCUACUAUCCUGGCAUUGUCUCGCCAACUCUUUGGGCCGGACAAUUUCAAAAAUCGAGUGCUAGAAUUGAACGCUUCCGAUGAACGUGGUAUUGCAAUUGUUCGAGAGAAGGUGAAGAACUUUGCUCGACAAACACCAAGAGCCCAGGCUGUCGCGUCCGAUGGCAAGGAAUAUCCGUGUCCCCCAUACAAGAUCAUUAUCCUAGAUGAAGCAGACUCCAUGACGCAGGAUGCACAAGGAGCUCUGCGCAGAAUCAUGGAGACAUACGCACGGAUAACUCGCUUCUGUUUGGUAUGCAACUAUGUAACGAGGAUUAUAGAACCUUUAGCCUCCCGUUGUUCAAAAUUUCGCUUCACGCCCUUAGACAGCGCGUCUGCGUCCGCAAGACUGACGAUGAUAUCGAGCGCGGAAAACAUUGGUGCAGACAGUUCAGUCAUAGACGCGUUGAUCACCACAUCCGGUGGUGAUUUGCGCCGCGCCAUCACGUACUUGCAAUCUGCGUCUCGCCUCGCUUCAUCAACGAACCCUCCUACUCUAAUAACAGCGAACGACAUCCAGGAGAUUGCUGGAGUCGUUCCCAACUCAGUUGUUUCGUCAUUUGCAAAUACCCUAGGUAUCGAGACUGAAACCGACAUGGAUACCGACGACAGAGAUCAGACGAAGGGGUUCGAGCCUAUCAAGAAGAAAGUCAAAGACCUGACGAUGGAGGGUUACUCUGCCUCCCAAAUACUAUCUCAACUUCACGACUUGAUCGUAUUGCACCCUACGCUUACUGGACGACAGAAAUCGCAGUGUGCUCUGAUCCUCGCUGAGGCCGACAAAGCUCUUUGUGACGGCGCGGAUGAAGAAUUAUGGAUACUAGACGUUGCCCUGAGAAUCAACAAAUCAUUGUCAUAG
Pleurotus ostreatus (oyster mushroom) is the source of this 1104-nucleotide messenger RNA. RefSeq lists its product as uncharacterized. The record is from RefSeq and is a predicted model, not a curated record. Lineage: Eukaryota; Fungi; Basidiomycota; Agaricomycetes; Agaricales; Pleurotaceae. The transcript has 6 exons. Gene Ontology annotation, biological process: DNA repair; DNA-templated DNA replication. Gene Ontology annotation, molecular function: DNA clamp loader activity; DNA binding; ATP hydrolysis activity. The coding region runs from base 1 to 1104 and encodes 367 amino acids. Gene Ontology annotation, cellular component: DNA replication factor C complex; nucleus.